AUGGAUGCCACUCUGGAUUAUACCUGUCAAUCCAUGUUUCAAGAGGCAGAACACUCUGACAACUGUCGCGGAAACCUUCCCAGAAAAAAGCAUGAGCAGCAUGGAAAGCAACAGCGGUGCCACGUGCUCCAGAGCGCAAUUAUUCCGUCCAAGACAGCUGAAACAACGGAACCUUCCGCCAUGGAGGAUGGUAAGGAGGAGGAGCAGCAGCAGCAGCAGCCCCUCCGCUCGGAAUACGCAUGCAGAUACGCCCAGAGACAGUCGAUUCAGGUCGUUCUCGGACCGAGUCAACGCAAUACUUGUGAAAGACGACUGACUAGGUGCUUGAAGGGCACUGAAACCCAUCUUACAUAG
Messenger RNA from Trichoderma reesei QM6a, 354 nucleotides. RefSeq lists its product as uncharacterized. Lineage: Eukaryota; Fungi; Ascomycota; Sordariomycetes; Hypocreales; Hypocreaceae. The transcript is spliced from 2 exons. The record is from RefSeq and is a predicted model, not a curated record. Bases 1 to 354 code for a protein of 117 amino acids.